Molecule: messenger RNA, 3930 nt
Organism: Ctenopharyngodon idella (grass carp)
Lineage: Eukaryota; Metazoa; Chordata; Actinopteri; Cypriniformes; Xenocyprididae
Exons: 2
Coding region: 2924-3871 (315 amino acids)
Biological process (GO): DNA integration
Molecular function (GO): nucleic acid binding
Source: RefSeq, a predicted model, not a curated record
UGUAUUCAGUGUGACACUGAUGGUACAGGCUGGGUUUGUUGUGUUUAAUAAAGUUAAGUGUACGCAACUAGAUUGGCGUUAACCGUCCAUUUUAUUUAUAAUAGAGGAUAGAAUGAAACAUGGUGGCAGACUCAACUAAUCUGGCGAAAUCAUGGAAAUUGUGGGAAGAAGAGUUCACGCUGUAUAUGGAUCUUACUUUAGCGGACGCUGGCGAAGCCAUGAAGCUGAAAGUUUUCAGUUAUCUCAUUGAGGAGUCGGGAAGAGAGCUGUGCGAGACCCUGAUCCCCACCUCGUCACCAGAUCGGACAGUAAGCAGAUUAAUAAGUGCACUGGAUUUUGUCAGAAAUCAGGGCUCUGAUGAGAACAUUGACAAAAUAUGAAACGGACUUAAGAAUGCUCGCCAGUACGUGCAAUUCCGGCCAGAUCAAAGACUCUCUGAUCCGCGAUAGAAUUGUUUGCGGCAUAUCCAGCUCUGUUUUGAGAGAGAGACUUUUAAGGGAGCAGGAUUUGACUUUGGAAAAAUGUGUGCAAAUCUGCAGAACAGCAGAGCUGUCGCGGAAAAACAACAGAACGAUUGAAGGACGAGUGACAGAGGAAGUGCACGCUGUAAAACAAGCUGUGAGAAAAGAUAAAAGAGCACUGUAAACUGCAAGUUCUGCGGGAAAAUGCAUGAGAGAAAUAAACAGAAAUGUCCUACAUAUGGGGAAAAAAAUGUGGAAAAGACAAUCAUUUUGCCAUAAUGUGCACAGAAAGAAAAAACAGUGUAUACUAUUACUGAGUCAGAUGAUAAAAGUUAUGAGGACAUCUUGUGUGUAACAGUACAGACAGUGAACACUGUGAUGAAGGAGAAACAGAGGCCGCCCUCAAAACUCUUUGCUGCCAUGCUCCCGGGAAAAGAACAGGUAAAGUUUCAGUUAGAUUGUGGAGCCUACUGUAACAUUAUACCUGUCAACCUGUUAAACCCAGCCACACAAAUUGAAAAGACUGAGCAGGUGCUGGUGAUGUACAAUAAAAGCACACUGCAGCCAUUGGGGAAAUGUAAAGUUAAACUGAGAAAUCCUAGAAACAAGAAACUGUAGUGAUUAGAAUUCAUGGUUGUAAAUGAGGAGUCCGCAGUGCUGCUACUGGGCAGCAGGGCAGUACAAGCCAUGAAUCUAGUGAAAGUUCAUUAUGAAAACAUCAUGGCUAUGGAUAGCAUUGUCACCAAAGAGACCGGGAAAGAUGAAAUGUGGAGCAUGAAUAAUAUCACAAACUAUGCUGAUGUGUUCCAGGGAGACGGAUGUCUGGAGGGUGCGUAUAAAAUAGAAGCAGACCCACAAUAACUCCAGUGAAACUGCCAAAGAGACGGGUCCCUGUGGCGAUGAUGGCGCCACUUAAAGCAGAGCUGAGUGAUCUUCAAUGAAGAGGGAUCAUCACACCAGUAGACUGUAGCACAGAGUGGAUUAGCAGUCUUGUUAUUGUUAAGAAGCCAUCAGGAAACCUCAGGAUAUACAUAGAUCCAAGACCACUCAACAGAGCUCUGAAAAGAUGCCACUUUCUUCUGCUGACAAUAGAUGAAAUGCUGCCAGACUUGUCGAAGGCAAAAGUUUUCACUGUGUGUGACAUCAAAAAUGGAUUUUGGCAUGUGACCCUGGAUGAGGAAUCGAGUUACAUGACCACAUUUGCCACACCGUAUGGCAGAUACAGAUGGCUGAGGAUGCCGAUGGGCAUCAGCCCCGCACCAGAGGUGUUUCAAAGAAAACUCAGUCAAGCUCUAGAAGGAUUGUGAGGUAUAUAUGUCAUAGCUGAUGACAUCCUCAUCACAGGAGAGGGCGAGACAUUAGAAUUAGCAAACCAAGACCAUGACGACAAACUGAGAGCACUGUUGAAUAGAUGUAAAAGAAAAGAACAUCAAACUGAAUGCAGAGAAGUUUCCAUACAUCGGACAUUAACUUACCGCAGAUGGGCUCAGAGUGGAUCCUGAGAAGGCACGAGCGGUCAGAGACAUGCCACGUCCAACAGAUGUCAAGGGUGUCCAAAGGCUCCUGGGCAUGGUAAACUAUCUCUCGAAAUUCUGUGACCACCUGUCAGAUGGCUGUGAGAUACUGAGGCAGCUAACUCAUAAAGGCAGUAUCUGGGAAUGGUCAGAUGCGCAUGAACAAUCAUUCACACGGCUCAAAGAUGCCAUCACCAAAGCCCCAAUUCUCAAAUAUUACAACCCAGAUGAACCACUGACACUUCAGCGUGAUGCAUCAGAGACUGGGUUAGGGGCCGCUUUACUUCAGGAGGGGGCGCCAGUUGCUUGUGGAAGUCAGGCAUUGACUCAGACAGAGAGGGGUUAUGCCCAGAUAGAGAAAGAAUGUUUGGCCAUUGUCUUCGGUAUGGAAAAAUAUGGGCGCAAAGUAACUGUACACUCUGACCAUAAGCCACUGGAAAACAUAGUAAGAAAACCCCUGCUGAACACCCCAAAAUGCCUGCAAAGAAUGUUACUUAGACGACAGAGAUAUGACAUUGAAGUCAAUUAUAUCCCAGGGAAGGACAUGUUGCUAGCUGACACGCUGAGCCGCUCAUACUUACCUGAACAUGCAUCAGAGAGUUCAGUAGAAGUGGAGAUUGAAAGCAUAAACACGGUCCAGCAUGUACAUAUAGCAGAAGAAAGACUCCAGGCCAUCAGAGAGGAAACAAGUAAAGACAGAAAAUUGCAAACACUGAUCAGAUUCAUCCAGGAAGGUUGGCUAGUGAACAAAAAGACUUGCCAAAUGACAUUGCACAUUACAACUCUUUUCAGGAGGAACUGAGUGUGCAGAGUGGAAUUGUCUUCAGGGGGGAGAGAGUUGUAAGCCCCGACGCACUCAGAGGUGACAUUGUUCAGCGCAUUCACUCCUCACAUUUGGGCAUAUAGGGAUGCCUAAGAAGGGCAUGAGAAUGUGUUUAUUGGUUGGGGAUGAAUGAUCAGAUGAAGACAUUCAUAGAAAAAUGUGACAUCUGCAGAUCUAUGGAUGUGAAACAGCAGAAGGAGACUCUGUGGUCUCACAAACUACCAAGUAACCCAUGGUCUAAGGUGGGGACAGAUAUAUUCACUUUAGACAACAGAAACUACCUGAUCACUGUUGAUUACCUCUCUAAUUUCUGGGAGCUGGACUACUUACCUGACACACGAUCCACGACUGUCAUCCAUAAGCUGAAAGCCCAUUUCGCAAGACACGGUAUCCCAGAUGUUUUUAUCUCGGAUAACGGCCCACAAUACACAUCAGAAGAUUUCAAAAGGUUCAGUAGACAGUGGGAAUUUAAACACAAGACAUCCUCACCGGCCUACCCACAAAGCAACGGGAUGGCAGAAUCAGCGGUAAAGACUGCAAAACAGCUGUUGAAAAAAGCAAAAGCUGAUGGGAAGGAUCCAUACCUCGCCAUGCUUGAUCAGAGAAACACACCAUCGCAAGGGAUCAAAGCAAGCCCAACACAGCGGUUGUUCAGUAGGAGAACCAGAACUCUGAUGCCCAUGCAUGACAACCUGCUACAACCAAAGGUAAUUCACACUCGACAAGAACAGAUUGAAAACAAGAACCGUCAGGCUGCAUAUUAUAACAGACAUGCAAAAGAUCUAGAUCCUCUAAAACAAGGAGACAGAGUCCGUGUCCAGCCAGAGGAACAUAACAAAACAUGGAGAAAAGCGACAGUUGUGAAACCUGUGGACUACAGGUCUUAUGACGUCCAGCUCGACUCAGGGAACAUUCUGAGGAGAAACCGCCGACACCUCAGGAGGGACAGAACCACAGUAGUGGAAAACAGAGACUUGUCAGCCUGCAGAGAUCCAGGCUUUGAUGCUGAAUAUAACCUGCAGUGUUUCUCUAUCAAUCUCUUUAAGUUUAGUGUGACUUUAUCUCCACGCUGACAUAUGACUGACACGAGUCUGUCCUCAGUGAAGUGUCUCUUCACGCUGGAGGAGGAGUC